This is a messenger RNA of Anthostomella pinea, 1371 nucleotides long. NCBI's taxonomy places the organism in Eukaryota, Fungi, Ascomycota, Sordariomycetes, Xylariales, Xylariaceae. The record is from the annotation of a GenBank genome assembly.
AUGGAAGACAAUGGUGAAGAAGACGUGUCGUACAUUGACUACGAAACCUUUCUCGACCCCGGCUUCAGCCCCUCCUCUUUCGCCAACAAUCUCGUGCUUGCGACAAACAACCCGACCGACACCCCGCUAGACCUGUCGACGCCGCUCUCCAAGGUCCUCUUCGACGCCCAAGAGGUCGACUCGCACAUCGACCUCCUCACAACCCGCUCCGCCGUCGCCCUCCUUUCCCAUACCAGAGACCAGACCGAAGCCAGCACGCGCAUAAUAUCCGAGAUCGACAGCCAGGUCAAGAGUUUGAACGACAGCUACAAGCAGCUGGAGAAGGAGGUCAUACAGAAACAUGCCGAAGCCGACGAAGUGCGCCAGGUCGCCUCGCGCCUGUGGGACACCCUCAAACUCGGCAGAUCAGUCGGUCGAUGUCUGCAACUGGGCCGACAGCUAGAGGUGCAGCACGCAGAGAUAGCCAGCGCAGCGGCAGGCGGGAAGAAGGAGGACCACCGCGCUCUCGUGCGGUGCGCCCACACCCUGAUCUCUCUGCGAGAAAUCCUCGAGUACCGGGCACCCGACGAAGAAGGGCACGGCCUGGAGAAGGUCGACGCCAUCGGGAGUCUGCAAGACACUGUCAUCGCGCCGAUUGAGCGGUCGGUGAGGAGGACCGCCGAGCAGAUCAUACGGGAGUUCACGAUCGGAUCCGCCUCGGGCACGACUACGUUUGCGCAGAGCGAGGAGACCAAGGCGCGGACUAUAUCGGCGGCCGUUACACUGUACCUGAUAUCACCAACUUCCGGCACGAAACCCGACAGGUGGGUUCCCCAGUUGCUUCUACAGGCGUUGGAGGUCUACCUGCGGAACGCAUUACAAAGUUCCAUCGCAUCACUGGCCCGGUCCCUCGCGACGCUCCCGUCCCUUGAACGAACCCUAGCCGAAGUGGCGGCGCGCUGCCAGAACAUCAUCGCGCUGGCGAUUAUCCUCGAGACGACCAAAGCCCCGGCCCAUCCGCUCGUACUGCCAUCGCCUACCAAACACGGCUCCGGCUCCGAGAAGAAGGACAACCUCCUGCAGCCGCUCCUGACCUACCUCGAGACGGGUUCGCUCGCGUCGUAUUUCUGGAGGACCAUGGCGAGCAGCCUGGCGCCGCGCGUCCAGGAGAUCGUCAACCGGGGCGGCGUGUCGGCGCGGACGUUGAAGUCGAAUCGUAAUGGUGUGGGAGAGGCUAUACGCGAGUGCGUUAUCCGUGGCAGCCAGCCUCCCAGUGCGGUGGCUACGAACAAAGGUCGGGCUGCUGCGAAGGGAGAGGCGGAGAAGAGCGGUGGGUGGGAUCGCGAGGUGGCGGUCAUGGUUGGCAGCGUCGUGGGCAAUCUGGGCCGGUGA